AUGGCGGGCGUCCCGCCCAGCACGCGAACCUGCGUCCAUCCGGUGAUGCGCCUCACUCCCCUACCGCCACGCUACGCUGUCGCUGUUUACGCUCAGCGCCAACCACCCCACCCCCAACCAGCCACCAUCAACACACACCACCACCAGCAAGGCACCAUCAACACAGACACCACUCCCAACCAGCCACCAUCGAUGCAGACCCCACCCCCCCAACCAGCCACCAUCAAUGCAGACCCCACCCCCAACCAGCCACCACUCAAUGCAGACCCCAUCCCCAACCAGCCACCAUCAAUGCAGACACCACCCCCAACCAGCCACCCAUCAAUGCAGACCCCCAUCCCCAACACCAGCCACAUCAACGCAGACCCCAUCCCCCAACCAGCCACCAUCAACGCAGACCCCACCCCCAACCAGCCACCAUCAACACACACCACCACAGCAAGGCACCAUCAACACAGACACCACUCCCAACCAGCCACCAUCGAUGCAGACCCCACCCCCAAUCAGCCACCAUCAAUGCAGACCUCACCCCCAACCAGCCACCAUCAAUGCAGACCCCAUCCCCAACCAGCCACCAUCGACGCAGACCCCACCCCCAACCAGCCACCAUCAACACAGACACCACUCCCAACCAGCCACCAUCGAUGCAGACCCCACCCCCAACCAGCCACCAUCAACACACACUACCACCAGCAAGGCACCAUCAACACUGACCCCACCACCAGUUCGCCACCAUCAACACACACCACCACCAGUUCGCCACCAUCAACACAGACACUACCACCAACCAGCCACCUGACCUUUGACACCGUUUCCAAAACCAUCCAUUAG
This is a messenger RNA of Anguilla anguilla (European eel), 831 nucleotides long. Its product is annotated as extensin-like. Bases 1 to 831 code for a protein of 276 amino acids. Lineage: Eukaryota; Metazoa; Chordata; Actinopteri; Anguilliformes; Anguillidae. The record is from RefSeq and is a predicted model, not a curated record. The transcript has 2 exons.